Messenger RNA from Aspergillus luchuensis, 1947 nucleotides. Its product is annotated as fungal specific transcription factor domain-containing protein. Gene Ontology annotation, biological process: regulation of DNA-templated transcription; DNA-templated transcription. The record is from RefSeq and is a predicted model, not a curated record. The coding region runs from base 1 to 1947 and encodes 648 amino acids. The transcript has 4 exons. Gene Ontology annotation, cellular component: nucleus. Gene Ontology annotation, molecular function: zinc ion binding; DNA-binding transcription factor activity, RNA polymerase II-specific; transcription cis-regulatory region binding. NCBI's taxonomy places the organism in Eukaryota, Fungi, Ascomycota, Eurotiomycetes, Eurotiales, Aspergillaceae.
AUGGAGAGGAGAGGUCCAACUCCAGGCUCUGGCUCAUAUGGCAAGGCUUGCAGGCAAUGUUCCAAGGCCAAGUGUCGGUGCGUAGCUCGACCCGACGGUGCCGGCUGCGAAAGAUGCCUGCGUCUCAAGAAACAAUGCCAGCCAUCAGAAUCAACUCGUAGGAAAUCUCAUGGGGUUUCCGAGUCCGGCGCGCAGAUCGCGAAGCUUGAGGGGAGAAUUGAUAGUCUCACGGCAAUGCUUCAGUCUGUGGCGCAUGCUACUGGAGUAUCUAGCAACCUGCAGACUAGUUCAAAUGCUAGUACAGGCAACGAUAUCAGCAACUUAGCUAUCACUGGCACUGAUACUGACAGAGUACUGGUGCCACCACCAUGGACCACCGCGCCGUCACAGUCAACUACGACUCCGUCUCCGAGCAAUGGCCCGAACCAGCCAUCGGCACUGCUGCCUCCUCUAUAUGAGUUGAACCUAGACAAGGCAGCCUGGUAUCUCCAUCGCUUUACGACGAACAUGCUACCAUGCUUUCCUUUCAUCUGCCUGCCACCCAACAUCACUACGCAGCAGUUGCAUCAAGAUAGACCAUUUCUCCUCGAGGCCAUCAUCGCGGUAGCUACGCCCUCAACGCAAGAAAAAUUGGCUCGCGCAGAUAGACUGAAAUCUCGCUUAACCAAGUCAGCUAUGCUUGAGAAUCAGUCCAGCAUAGAUAUGUUGCUGAGCAUCCUGACCUACAUUGCCUGGAGUACAGAUCCAUUUGUUAAACGCGCGAGUAACCUGUCUCGCAUGAUCAUGCUGGCUAUGUCCAUGGUCUACGAUCUCCAACUGGACAAGAAACCGCCGCCGCCGCCAGAGGUACCCAUAAUAGCGAAGAUGGCACCAGGUCUGGGAGGUCCAGAGCAAAGUGCAUGUGAUGUUUCUCCACAAGAGAUCCUAGAGCAGCAUCGAGCGUUUCUAGCUUGCUUUGUCCUCAACUCGAUCAUCUCAUCCACCUUCAGACGCACAGUCCCCCUACCAUGGACCCCUCAAAUGGAACAAGCCUUAAAUCUGAUUGACACGAACAAAGAACACCCAUCAGACGAGUACUUCACAAUCCAAAUCCGGCUACAGAUCCUCGCUCAAAAAGCCCUAUCCCUCCGCGACCCAGACGAGACAACUACAUAUCCCUCUACCACCUCAAACACAACACCCUCAGCAACAACCAUGUACCUCAAAUUACUACACAACCAACUAACCGACCUCCAAUCCACAAUCCCACUCCAUCUCCCCCACCGCGACCUCCUCCACCUCCAAACACACUAUACCUCCCUCCUCCUACACGAAACCCCCCGCCUCACCAGCUCCAGCACCCCUCUCCUUUCCCCCACCACAGCCCCCUCCCCGCUAACCACCCUCAUCCACUCCCUCCAAGCAAUCAAAUCCUGGCUGUCAACCUUCCAAAUCCUCCCAGCACAAACCAUCACCGGAUUCCCCUUCUUCAUGUGGUUCCAACUCGUCCGAUGCAUCGUGCUCCUAAAACAUCUCUCCACGUUCGAAGACCCAGCAUGGGAUCGCGACAUCGUGCGGCAGGAGGUGGAUAUGCUCGAUUUGCUGGUGUGGAUGGGGGAGAAGGCGGAGAUGGCUAGCAUUGAGGCUGGGGAGAUGUCAGAUGAUGAUUUGUUUCGAAGGGUGGGGAGGAUGUUGAGAUUGGCGAGGGAAUGGGUGGUUAGGAAGGUGAGGGGGGAGGCAGAUGUGGGGAUUUCUGGGGAUGAGAGUACUGAUGGGAAUCGGGUGAUGUCUGGAGAUGAGGAUAGGUCUGAGGGAAGUGGUGAAGGUAGUAGUGGUGGUGGUGGUGAUGGUAGUGGUAUGACGGGUAUGGAUCUGGAUAUGACGGAUAUGGCGUGGAUGCAUGCGCUAGAAUCAGGGGAUGGAGGUUGGCUUGAGGAGGUGCUGGGGUGGUCGCCUUUGCAUUUCUAG